UCUCUCUCUCUCUCUCUCUCUCUCUCUCAUUUUCCUCUGUUUCUCUUCCCAGCUAUUUCUUGGAAGAUCUUUCAAUGGCAACAAACCAGAUCAAAAUGGAGCAAAACCCACCUCAGAAAACUCCUAAAACACUUGUUUUGAUCCAAAUCUCUCUCAGAUUUCUGGCUUUUGCAGCUGCGGCUGCUGCCGCCUUGGUCAUGGCCAUGAACAAGGAAACUACCACUGUCUAUGGUAUUACAGUAGAUGCCAAAUACAGCUAUUCUCCUGCCUUCAGGUUCUUUGUGGUUGGAAAUGCUGUUGCAAGUGCCUAUGCUCUGCUUUCUAUCCCUUUUGUUAUCAUCCUCUGCUCCAAAGCCUCAAGUCCAAGCGGCUAUUUCUUCCUGUUUUUGUUUGAUCAGUUGGUGAUGUUGUUGGUGGUUGCAGCAGCUUCAGCUGCAACAGCCGUAGGAUAUGUGGGGAAGAAAGGAAAUUCACAUGCUGGGUGGGCCCCAAUAUGUGGUUAUUUUGAAAAGUACUGUGACAAGGCUGGGGGCUCUCUUUUCUGCUCGUUUGUAGCUCUCAUUGUAUACUUGCUGCUCACUGUUGUGUCGGCUACAAAGGCCAGGGAAGUGCCAGUUUCUAGAUAUUAGAGAGUGUGAAACACCAAAGCUAUGUGGAGCCCACCAUGUUGGAUAUGAAAAUCCACUCCGUCCAUCAGUUGGGAAACCUUUUAUGAACCGUGCAUAAAAAAUAUCAGCCUAAUAAAUAGUGUAAAAUUACUCCUAAACCUCAUAGUUUACCUAGUGUGGCCCACCUAAGUUUUGGGUCGGGCUUAUUUUAGAAUAUUCAUUUGAUCCUGAUGA
This is a messenger RNA of Magnolia sinica, 842 nucleotides long. RefSeq names its product CASP-like protein 1F1. The record is from RefSeq and is a predicted model, not a curated record. Bases 75 to 629 code for a protein of 184 amino acids. NCBI's taxonomy places the organism in Eukaryota, Viridiplantae, Streptophyta, Magnoliopsida, Magnoliales, Magnoliaceae. The transcript is spliced from 3 exons.